Molecule: messenger RNA, 5931 nt
Organism: Lineus longissimus
Lineage: Eukaryota; Metazoa; Nemertea; Pilidiophora; Heteronemertea; Lineidae
Product: serine-rich adhesin for platelets-like
Exons: 11
Coding region: 103-4857 (1584 amino acids)
Biological process (GO): double-strand break repair via homologous recombination
Cellular component (GO): cytoplasm; chromosome
Molecular function (GO): ATP binding; 3'-5' DNA helicase activity; nucleic acid binding
Source: RefSeq, a predicted model, not a curated record
UGGCUGCGGCCAUGAUUUAAAUUUCUGCCGAAAUUUGCCAAAAUAAACAUGCCUUUUCGACAUGAUUUACUUUAUAUAAAGUAAAAUAAACUAACAGGAAAGAUGGAUGACUUGAGAAAUGAGCUGCAGGAGGUGAAGAAGGAGCUCGGACUGAUCGAGCAGUAUCUUCAGGAGAUGCUGGAGAGGCAAAAUACUCUCGUAGAGAGGAAAGUAGAGAUAGAGAGUCUCAUCAAGAGUCACCAGGAAAAAAUAGCUGAAGCCAAGCUUAAGGUGAAGGCAGCAUUUGGCCAUGAGGGUCCACAGCACCAAGAGGAGAACUUUUCCACGUCGGCAGAUUAUCCAUGGAAUGAGAAGCUAAAAACUGCCAUGAAAGAUGUCUUCAAUAUGGAGAAGUUCCGCCCUCUGCAGGAGAAGACGAUCAACGCCACAAUGUCUGGCCGUGAUUGCAUCCUUAUCAUGCCAACAGGUGGUGGUAAAAGUCUCUGUUUCCAGUUACCAGCUGUUAUAAGUGAUGGUGUGACAUUAGUGAUAUCGCCCCUUGUCUCCCUUAUGGAAGACCAGUUGAUGAGUCUUCAACAACUUGGUGUCAACGCUGCACUGCUCAAUGCCUCGAGCUCGAAACAAGAGGUGAAAGACGUCCAAGAAGCCAUGAUUAGCAAGAACGCAGGGCUGAAACUGCUCUACGUUACACCGGAGAAAGUUUCCAAGAGUAAACGGUUCAUGGCGAAGGUUGAGAAAAUGUACGAGAUGGGGAGAUUGGCCAGGAUUGCAAUUGACGAGGUCCAUUGCUGCUCGCUGUAUGGACAUGACUUCAGACCAGACUACAAGAUCCUUGGAAUUCUAAAGCGCCAGUUCCCUGGCACGCCCGUCAUCGGUCUCACAGCCACUGCCACGACGAAAGUCAUUGAAAAUGUGAAGAACAUUCUCAACAUUCCAAACUGUGUUCUCUUCAAAGCGUCAUUCAACAGGCCGAAUCUCUUCUAUGAAGUGCGGCCUAAACUCACCAAACAUAGCGACAUGAUGAGUGAGUUACAGAUGAUCAUCAGGAGUCGUUUUCAUCACCAAUCGGGCAUUAUCUAUUGCUUCUCCAAGAAAGACACGGCAGACGUGUGCCACGAUCUCCAGAGACUCGGUGUAAAGGCCGGGUGCUACCACGCAGAUAUGGAUGCCAAGCAGAGAAGUUACGUUCAUAGGAAAUGGCUAUCAGAUGAGAUUCAUGUUGUCGUUGCUACUAUAGCGUUCGGAAUGGGAAUCGACAAACCAAACGUCCGAUUCGUCAUCCACCACUCGAUCAGCAAGUCGAUGGAGAACUACUACCAGGAGAGCGGGCGAGCUGGGCGGGAUGAUCAGCCGGCGACUUGCAUCGUGUUCUUUCGAUUCCAGGACAUGUUCAGGCAGAGUACGAUGGUGUUUACGGAGCAGACGGGGCUGAAAAACUUGUACAAGAUGAUCUCAUAUUGUAUUGAUUGUAGCAAGUGUCGCAGAACUCAGAUUGCUCGUUAUUUUGAUGAACGCUGGGACUCGUCACAGUGUAACAGGAUGUGUGAUUACUGUAGGAACAAGGACGAUGUGUUCAUACAGAAGACAGAUAUGGCCUCCGAGUGCAGGACAGUGCUGGAAGUCCUCGAAACUGCCUCGAUGAAGAACCAAAAAUUGACGGGCCUCAAGGUCAUGGAUGCCGUCAUGAGUAAAUUGAAGAAAACGUCAUUGAAUCGAGACGACUUGGAGGUUGUGCUGGUCAAGAUGAUCUUGGAUGGUUACCUCCGGGAAGACUUCCAUUUCACUCCGUACAGUACUAUUAGUUACAUGACACCAGGUGCUAUGGCUCAAGUGUUGUCCAAGACACCCACUCGGAUUAUGAUGGACUUUGUCCGAAAGAAACAAACAAAACGUAUUACCGAUACGACAUCUAGACCAAGAAUGACGAGUACACAAGGAUCACAGGACAGUAGUAUUCUGAAACCAAAACUGUCCAUCGUGAAUCCCAAAAAGUCCAAAUUUACGACGGACUUGGUCACAGUAAUUGAGGAGAAUGGGGACGAGACUAAAGUAGAAAUUGGAGAGAAUGGUCAAACGGUGGAGAGUUCGACUGAGUUUUCCAAAUCCGCGAGAAAAAAGAGGAAAAGCUACGAUUUGAGUCGAGACUCUGGUGACGAUAACGGUUUUGACUUUGGUGAUGAUGUGAAGUUGAAACCGUGUAAAGUCAGCCGGAUUGCAGGGAAUUCUGGGUCAAGUGGAAAGGCGACGUCUGCUUCUGGGAGGAGCAAGAAGAGGCGAGCAGACGAAGGCUCGGAUGAUUCUGAUUGUGUUGUCCAGUCAAGUGCAUGUGAUAUAGUCGACCAUAGUCCAUGUAGUCCAGCCAAGUUGCAAAAAUUAUCGGAUUACUCUGCAUGCCGUCCCUUCUCCGAGAAAGUGAGAAAUUCCAAUGGCUUCUCCGAAAUUAAUAGCAUUUGUAAAAAUGGGCUUGAUGAUGUUGAUGGUGGAGGCGUCGAUGAUGUUGAUGGAAGGAGGAAACUUCGCUGCUGCAUUACAAUUGACGAUAGUGAUAAUGACGAACUUGAUGGCCUUGGAGAUAAUGCGGAAGAAUUAUUUGAACAAGCUAGUAAAGAUAUUGAGCGGGUAAAUCAAUCUAGUGAUAAGAAAGGUGCUAAGAAACAGAAGAUGUCUGCUAAGUUGAAAAGCAAAUUUGGCAGACGGCAAGUGUAUGUUGUGUCUGGAGAAGAUCUGGAACAGCAGACGGUAAACAUGUCUGGUGGAGAUAUGUCUGCUGUUUCCUUGGGUGAAAAAUCCGGGGUGCUGUCUGCAGACACGGAAAGUUUGACAACAAAGUCAAGCUUGUGCUCUGAUGGACUUCACUGUGGCGAGGAUUCUGAUUCUGAUGAGGCCAUAGAAAAAGAAUCGGUCAGACUCGGUAGAUAUGCUGUGAGAUACACAAAAGAUGCGGGGCAAUCUGGUCCAAAAUUGUCUCCAGUAAAAAUGGACCAAGGCUCUGCGGCUACACAGCAAGAGUCUGUACAUUCCAGUCAAAGUUCUGUGCAUUCCAGCCAAAGUUCAGUGCUUUCCAGUCGGACUACAUUACAUUCCAGUCAGAGUUCAAAACAAACCAGUGACAGUUCAUUACAUGCCAGUCAAAGUUCUGUUUAUUCCAGUGAGGUCCCUAGGUCUUCCGAUGUGGGCUUGGUUUCUGGCACAUCACAUUCUUCUACUAGGAGUUCCGGAUCUAGUCAAUUGGAUUCAAGAUCGGGUACUACGACCUCUAGGACAUCACAUGAAUCAAAAAGGUCAAGGUCAAAGGUGAAGGUUAAGCCUGGUGACAGUUCAGGGCCAAGGUCUCACAGGGAGUUUAAAAAGGUCACACUUGGUGAGGUCAAAUCUGAUGACAGUUCAGUGUCAAGGUCAAAAGAUUCCACCAAGGUUACAGUUGGUGAAGCAGUCUCCAAUAAAGUGAGGAAGGGUAGGCGUAAAAAAAGGCGGGAGGAUGUUAUAGAUGUUAUGGAGGGAAAAGGUCCUCAGGUGGAUGAUGACACGUCAUGUUCAACUAGCAGGGCGGGGAGGGAUAAGAACUUACCAAAGGUUGUUGUUUCUGAGGUGCCUGUUGAAGUGGAACAGGAAACUGGGGAUGACUCGGUGGAUUCUCGGGCAAGACGCAGACGUCGUCAGGUGAAAAAGAGCGAGUUCUUGGGUUCCCUUGGCAUGGGGGAGAAGCCAGAGGGCGCUUCUUCUUUGACAUCUACUGGUACAUCUGAUAGCCUGGAAGGUUCAAAUAGCAAAGCAAUUGUCCGUGGUGUGUUCAAACGACUGCGGAGUCGGGGACUUUCUGAUGAAAGCUCAACGUUUUCAUCCACAUCCUCUCGGGAGUCCACACUAACUUUUCAAGAUGAUGCGAUCUCUGGACGCUCCCUAACUACGGAUGAACCGUCAAAAAAAUCAAAAGCGAUGUCGAAAAGUUUGAAACCUUCUUUUAAACCAUUUGGGUAUUUUGAGAAACCGCUUGGUGAGGGUGGUGCAAGACCUAAAGUUCGUGAACCUCUUCCUGUGCUAAAAAAGUCAAAAGAAUUUGAUGAAAAGAUUCUAGUUAGGCCCACUGCUGAUAAACCCCAGGCUAGAAAGGAUAGUUUGAGUAAGUCGUAUGCGUUUGGUGAUGGUGGCGGUGACGGAAUGUUCAAAAGUUGGGCGUUCCGUCAACGUGAUUCGUCAUCAUCGACGACCAGUGACACAACAACGUCGUCUGCUCGUGUUUCCCAGGAGUCCUUGCAUUCCGUGAAAUCAAUCGAGUCGGAAGUCGUCAAAUCCGACUCUGAAGAUGACAUGGAGGAGACUAUCCAGUCCCCAAAAUUAGAACAAAAAUUUGCAUAUUCUCGGAGGGAUACCACGGAAAAAGUUGGGAAGUCUCCACUUGUAGAUUCAACCAUUUCUAGCACCCAAGGUGAUAUGAGUGUGUCCAGUGGACACGGUGAUACUACAGCCAGCAGCAGUAUGGAAAUGAGCGAACUAUACAACAUCUAUGCAAAACAGUUGGAUACGCUAGACGUCGUUGACUCUAGCUCUGAAAGUGAGGCUGCCAAGUUUGACUCGAUGAGCCCAGGUGCGUUUGGCGCAAAAGGGAAAAGACAAAAAAGUGACCGGUUGAGAACUUUGACCCAAACUGUUGAAAAAUGUGCCAUUUUAGAACAGCCUGAUACAGACGAUAGCUUGGGAUCGGCGGGUAGCGUAGAAAAGUCGAUGUUUAAUCUGGAGAAUUUGCCAGUAGUGACUCGGGAUGAUACUUCAAGGAAGGGGGCAUCGUCUGAUUCGGAUGGCGACUUGGAAGAUCUGCGUGAUGUUUAUUUAGAUCAGCUGCACCACAUGAAACGUUGAAAAUGCGUUUGGGUCUCUGUUGAAUGCUGCUCUUGGUUGGUUUUAGUUACUGACGGUUGUCACGGGUGGGGUGAUACUGUUAGUCUCUCCAUGGAGUGGGCUUCAUGGAUACAUCCAGAGAAAGUGUGCACUGGUUGAAUGUCUGUGUACAUUUUCUGAUGCAUCCAAGAACUGUCCUCUGUGCAGAAACUCUCGGACGAGACAAAAAUAUUUUUGCAUUUCCUUGCAUUUAUUGUCAAACCUUCGAUAUGUAGCUGGCGUUUCAGGGAGUUUUUUGAAUAUAUAAUUUAUUGAAUGUAGAACUCAUAGGGAAUAAAUUCUCAUUUGGGAGAUUUGUUUUGUUCAGGAAUAACAGAAUCAUGAUUGAUUUAUGAUUAGCCCAUGAGAUUACCUUGUACAUUAUGAAGACGUAACCAGUAGUUCAACUAGAUGCAGUAUUCUUCUCACCUAUCAGCCCAUUGUAUUAUUUACAAUCACCUGCUGGUUCAGGUUUUGUUACUGAAGCUUACUUGGUAUUGUCAGACAAGUGUUUCUAUUGCAAACUCAGUUCUCCAUCUCCAUCUGUGGACUUCAAAAGGGACUUGUUGUCUGACACUUAAUAGAAACUCUUUUGUUUAAUCUGAGCCAUGUGGAGGAUGGGUAGAACUGAGUUUGCAGAGACGGCUGUCUCUUUUCUUUAGACAUGAGGGGCUGUCCAUAAAGUAAGUACGCACCUUACCCCCCAAACCUGUACGCUCUGGCCGUAAUCCAUCCAUGCACCAUGUAGGUAUGCUCUGGCCAUAACCUACAGGUAUGAUACGGGUACGUGAAUUUUGUCUUGUGUUCUUCUUUUUGUAUCGAUCCCUUGCAACAAGAAAUUGUAGCUUUUUAUGCCAGAAUUCUAUGCAGAUGCAAGCCAUCACUUUUAUAGUUCCGGCACAUGCACUUGGUAUUGACUUGCCACUAACUGGAAUCCAAGUGUGCACCAAAUACCUUUGUUGCAUGUGUACGCUUUGGGAUAGAACCUCCCCCUUGGUGCAUACAUUGACAGUCCCUUAUGCAUGCUCAAAAUCAUGUCCUGGAGAUGUAGUCUGU